AUGAGUUUAGUUGUAUACGGUGACAAUAAUGGAGAAGAUGAUUCGUCUGUAAUACUAUAUGAUCCAAGCUCUAGAUCCCUAGUAUUUUUGAAUCAAAACUCCGGAGAGAUAUCUUUAGUUCGACAAAUAAGGGGACCGACAGGCUUGCAGUCUUCAGAUGGGCCGAUUGGCGCCAUUUCAUCAUUUCAUUGUCCACAAUGUGGAAGUGAAGUGGGGACCAGUAGAGAUUUUACGUCUCCUGUAUCCCCCUACGAGGCAGACAAAAGCCUCUUUGUGCACAAAAAUUACUUCAAACUCUUGGAACAAAAUGGAUCUAGAAGGCCCUCCUUUUCUUUGGCAUCAUCAUUUAUCCCCUCUGAUCUUUUUACACCCGACUAUUAUCGACGAUUCUUCCAAGAGCUUUCUUUGCUUGGAAAUGGAGCCCGGGGCUCCGUCUACAAAGUGGAGCAUGUACUACUCAAUAAUCAUUUGGGUAUAUAUGCACUCAAAAAGAUACCGAUUGGCAACGAUCUAUCCUGGCUGGAGCGUGGAAUUCAAGAGGUGAAAUUUCUUAGCUCGCUUACACAUAAAAGCGCUAAUCUUAUAACUUACAAUCACGUUUGGCUGGAGAUGGACUCCGCAUGUGGAAUUGUACAAGCAAGCGAUGGAAAGGAUUGUGGUACACCUGAGAAUAUUCCUUGUAUAUUCAUUUUACAGCAAUUUUGUCCAGGAGGUAACCUUGAGGAUGUUAUUUACAAGAAGGUAUUUGGCAAAGACUCUGACCAUGAGUCUCCAGAAGAAAGGAAGAGAAAAUUCAAGUUGCAAAGAAGACAUAAGGCAUCCCAAACUGCUCAACGAGGGCUAAGAUCUGAGCAAAUUGUCUCCAUUAUGCUUGAUUUAUCCUCUGGGCUACAGGAGCUUCACAACCUUAAUAUAAUCCACCGUGAUCUAAAACCAUCUAAUUGUUUAUUGUUAGAAGAAUUUGACAACAACUCCGAUGAAUUGUCUUAUAGCGGGAGAGCUUUUCCAACUGUCUUGAUAAGUGACUUUGGAGAAAGCCAGUUGUGCGGACAACUACGCUCAGCUACGGGUGCUACUGGUACACCCGAAUUUACAGCGCCAGAAGUCUUGAUUUUAGAUCCUAAUGAUCAUUCUUUCCCCCAAUUUACGUUUCAAUCAGACAUGUUCUCUUUGGGAAUGAUCUGUUAUUUUUUGGUUUUUGGAGAGCUUCCAUUCUCCAGCCAGUGCAGCAUGCCGGAACUUAAACGCAGCAUUAGCCGUUUCAGAUUUAAAAAGGAAGAGCUAUGGAAUAUGCACAAUCAUUUAAACCUACGUGAAAUUGAUCCAGCUAUAUUUGACUUGAUGGAAUCUUUACUCUCUCAGGAAGAAAGUAAACGACCAACUGCUAAGGAAACAAAGCUUAUGCUCGAAAAAAUUAUGCAUAAAGAUGAUCAAACAAAUUCCGAAAUCGACCCAAGCUCGCCGUUGUCGUCGGCCGAAAUCAAAACUUUUACGGAAGAGUUGAAUGCCAAGAAAACGGCCAUAGUUUCGCUACACUGUUCGCCUAUCUUAUGGAAUAUUGCUAAUAGUCUACUUGCCUUUUUUGCAGUAUUUGGACAACCUUCUGCAAACUACUUGCCAUAUCUUUGUGUUUUUAUAUUAGGUAUGUCAUUAAGAUCAUCACCACCUGUCAGGAAGUACUUUUUCUUCGUUAUGGUACUUCUUGUACUCGCCAUGCAUUUCAUGGUGUAG
This is a messenger RNA of Lachancea fermentati, 1731 nucleotides long. The record is from the annotation of a GenBank genome assembly. NCBI's taxonomy places the organism in Eukaryota, Fungi, Ascomycota, Saccharomycetes, Saccharomycetales, Saccharomycetaceae.